AUGAGCCUUCGCCUGCCUCUCCGGCGAGGAGGCAAAUUCGCCACCAUCAUCAGCGCCUAUGCACCGCCGAUGAGCAGCCCUGUCGCCUCCGCAAGAGACAAAUUCUACGAGUACCUGCACGCCCUCUUGGCGACUGUGUCGAAGGCGGACAAGUUGAUUGUCCUUGGCGACUUCAACGCCCGCGUCGGCACAGACCAUACUGCCUGGAGAGGAGUGCUGGGCCCCCACGGUCUCCGCGGCUCCAACGACAACGGCCUGCUUCUCCUCCGCACCUGCGCAGAACACCGCCUCAUCCCGACGAACACGUUCUUCUGUCUGACGGAGCGAGAGAAGGCCACCUGGAGGCAUCCUCGGUCGCGUCAGUGGCACCUGCUGGACUAUGUCCUCGUCCGGAUGCGAGAUCAGCGGGACAUGCUGGUGACAAAGGCAAUCGCGGGCGCUGACGGGUGGACCGACCAUCGCCUCGUCAUCUCGAAGAUGCGUAUUCGCCUACAGCCUCGCAGGAGACCACAAGGUAAGCGACCCCCAGGUAAGCUGAACGUUGCUUUGUUGUCUUUGCCUGCUCACCGUCUCCAUUUCAGCAAUGAGCUAGCUCAACGGCUAGACAACCUCCCCAUCGCCGAUGCCGCCGCUGCCGCGAACGCCUCCGUGGAGAACCGCUGGUGUCAACUUCGAGACACGGUUCAGUCGACGGCGCUUGCCGUCCUCGGUCGCGCUCCCCGCCAACACCAGGACUGGUUCGACGACAACGACGCCGCCAUCAGAAAUCUGCUUGCUGAGAAGAACCGCCUACACAAAGCCUACGUAGAUCACCCCACUGAGGCCAACAAAGCUGCCUUCUACCGCAGUCGCCGCCAACUUCAGCAACGACUGCGCGAGAUGCAGGACGCCUGGACUGCUCGCAAAGCUGAGGAGAUCCAAGGCUAUGCGGACCGCAACGAAUGGAAGAACUUCUUCUCCGCGAUCAAAGCUGUCUACGGUCCGCCGACGAAGGGCACUGCUCCUCUCCGCAGCGCCGACGGCUGCACUCUCCUGACUGAGAAGACGCAAAUCCUGCAGCGAUGGGCCGAGCACUUCCGAGGCGUCCUCAACCGCCCUUCCGUCAUCUCCGACGCCGCCAUCGCCCGCUUGUCGCAAGUGGAGACCAACGUGGACCUCGACCUCCCGCCAUCCCUCCAGGAGACCAUCAGGGCCGUGCAGCAGCUCUCCAGCGGGAAAGCACCCGGAUCGGACGCAAUCCCUGCUGAGGUCUACAAGCACGGAGGUCCCCUACUGAUGGAUCACCUGACUGCGCUCUUCCAAGAGAUGUGGCGUCAAGGUGAAGUCCCGCAUGAUUUCAAAGACGCAACCAUCGUGCAUCUCUACAAGCGCAAACGGAAUCGACAAGUCUGCGACAAUCACCGCGGCAUCUCCCUACUGAACAUCGCCGGGAAGAUCUUCGCUCGCAUCCUGCUCAACCGCCUCAACAACCAUCUGGAACAGGGCCUUCUGUCGGAAAGCCAAUGCGGCUUCCGUCGUCAUCGUGGGACCACGGAUAUGAUGUUCGCCGCCCGUCAACUUCAGGAGAAGUGCCAGGAGAUGCGGACCCACCUGUACUCUACCUUCGUGGACCUGACGAAAGCCUUCGACACGGUGAAUCGUGAAGGACUGUGGAAGAUCAUGCAGAAAUUCGGCUGUCCGGAGCGAUUCACUCAGAUGGUGCGUCAGCUGCACGACGGUAUGAUGGCGCGAGUCACGGACAACGGAGCUGUCUCAGAGGCAUUCGCGGUGACCAACGGAGUGAAGCAGGGCUGUGUGCUGGCGCCUACCCUCUUCAGUAUUAUGUUCUCUGCCAUGCUGAUGGACGCCUACCGCGACGAACGCCCUGGAAUCCGCAUCGCCUACAGAACGGACGGUCAUCUCCUGAAUCACCGGCGCAUGAACUUCCAAUCGCGUGUAUCCACAGCCACCGUGCACGAACUCCUCUUCGCCGACGACUGCGCCCUGAACACCACCUGCGAAGCGGAGAUGCAACGCAGCAUGGACCUGUUCUCCGCCGCCUGCGAGAACAUCGGUCUGAUCAUUAACACGCAGAAGACGGUGGUGAUGCACCAACCUCCGACCAACUCAGCCACAGCCCCCAACGCGCCGCCGCAAAUCAGCGUGAAUGGGACCCAACUGCAAGUGGUAGAGAACUUCCCAUACCUGGGAAGUACCCUAUCUCGCAACACAAAGAUCGAUGACGAAGUCGCCAACAGAAUCUCGAAAGCCAGUCAAGCCUUCGGACGCCUCCGAAGCACAGUCUGGAAUCGCCACGGUCUCCAACUGAGCACAAAGCUGAAGAUGUACAAGGCCGUCAUCCUGCCGACGUUACUGUACGGAGCACACCCAUGGACGGUGUACACGAGGCAGGCACGUCGACUGAACCAUUUCCACCUCAGUUGUCUUCGUCGCAUCCUGAGGCUGAACUGGCAGGAACGAAUCCCCGACACAGAAGUACUGGAACGAACGGGAAUGCUCAGCAUCUACGCCAUGCUGAGACAAAUUCAGCUGCGCUGGUGCGGCCACCUGGUGCGCAUGGACGACGAGCGACUACCCAAACGACUCUUCUAUGGAGACGUCGCGACGGGUUCUCGUCGUCAAGGAGGCCAAAUUCGCCGUUACAAGGAUACUCUGAAGUCCUCCCUGAAGCGCCUGCAAAUCAACCCGACCAACUGGGAAGAGCUCGCUCGCGAUCGUCCGACAUGGAGGAGAACAGUGAAGACGGGCGCUGCUAUCUACGAAGCCAACCGCAUCGCCGCCAAAGUGAAACGCGAAGGCCGCAAAUCACAAUCUCGCCCAGUACGCAACGCCGCCGCACAACCGCUCCCUACGUGUCCUCGAUGUCAACGGACAUUCCGGGCACGAAUCGGACUUGUUAGACAUCUCCGAACCAACUGUGCCUCUCGAACUGCCCCAGCCAUCGUCCCCCCGCCCGCCUCUUCCUCGUCCUCUCUGCCGCCAACUAACUCUGACACUCCUUCUGCAUCACCACUUCCAUCCUCCUCCUUCUCCUCCACUGCCCCAGCGGCGGCCGUUCAGACUGCCGUCUCACACAUCACCAACCCCGGCACAAUAAACACCACCACCCCCACCUCUCCCGAUUCCAGUGAUGAGGAUCAGGACUACACCUGCCCUCACUGCGACCGCACCUUCACCUCUCGCAUCAUCCUGGUCGGUCACUUGCGAAUCCAUCGCACAGAGACUGGUGAACCAGUGCCUGGAGCACCAACCUACACCCACCGCAUUCGCCUCCACUGCCCACAAUGCCCUCGCACCUUCACUCACCGCAUGGGCCUGUUCGGCCACAUGCGCAUCCACGAGAGCGGAAUUGACCGCAGCCUUGACACACCCACCCCGCCGAGCCCCACUCCCAAUCCAUCACCUUGUGCACCCACUAACCACUCCCCAGCCGACAUCGACGCCACCGACCUUACCACCCCUCACUCCUCCCCUUCCUCCUCCUCUUCCUCCCUCACUGCCACAACGACGGCCGCUUCGGCGUCUGUCGCCCACGGCUUCACCACAGCCGAACCUGACACAACAACAGGCACAACCCCUGCAACCUCCAUCAUCAGACGUGAGGGCCAGGACUACAUCUGCCCUCACUGCAAUCGCACCUUCACUUCACGCAUCGGCCUGGUCAGUCACUUGCGAAUCCAUCGCACAGAGACCGGCGAACCAGUGCCUGGAGCACCAACCUACACCCACCGCACUCGCCUCCACUGCCCACACUGCCCUUGCACCUUCACGCAUCGCAUGGGUCUAUUCGGCCACAUGCGCAUCCACGACGACCUGUGGUAG
This is a messenger RNA of Spirometra erinaceieuropaei, 3822 nucleotides long. NCBI's taxonomy places the organism in Eukaryota, Metazoa, Platyhelminthes, Cestoda, Diphyllobothriidea, Diphyllobothriidae. The record is from the annotation of a GenBank genome assembly.